This is a messenger RNA of Pristis pectinata (smalltooth sawfish), 2007 nucleotides long. RefSeq names its product taste receptor type 1 member 3-like. The record is from RefSeq and is a predicted model, not a curated record. Bases 1 to 2007 code for a protein of 668 amino acids. NCBI's taxonomy places the organism in Eukaryota, Metazoa, Chordata, Chondrichthyes, Rhinopristiformes, Pristidae. Gene Ontology annotation, biological process: G protein-coupled receptor signaling pathway. The transcript is spliced from 8 exons. Gene Ontology annotation, cellular component: membrane. Gene Ontology annotation, molecular function: G protein-coupled receptor activity.
AUGGGAGUGAAACGCGCCACAGUCAUUUCUGAUGGCAGAGGCAUUGUGCGCCUUCCUGACAUGUCGGAACCAGACCACUAUGUGUGUGAAGACCUGAAAGGGACACUCAGCCAGUUUCAGGCUGAUGGAGAUUACAUCCUUGGAGGACUCUUUCCACUUUAUUCCAGUAACACGAGCAGAGCUAACAGAGCAAAUUCUGAAUCUCACAAGUGUGAAAGAAUCCAACUUGAUGGUUUCCUUUGGGUUCAUGCAAUGAAAUUUGCUAUUGAAGAGAUCAAUAACUCUAGCACUCUCCUACCAAAUGUGACGCUGGGAUAUGACAUCCAGGACACCUGUCUCAUGUCCUCAGUUGCAAUGCGUUCAGCCAUUUCCUUCUUAAGCAUGAAAGAUGGAGCUCCGUUUGAAGUGAAGUGUGAUUACACAAAUUAUAGCACACGAGUGCUUGCCAUUCUUGGUCCCUCUACUUCUGAGCUCUGCAGAAUUACUGCUCGACUCUUCAGCUUCCUCCUCAUUCCACAGAUUAGUUACUCUGCUUCAAGCAAUUUAUUUAAUGAUAGAAUGAACUUUCCAUCGUUUUUCCGGACAAUUCCCACGGAUGAAGUCCAGGCUGCAGCCAUGGUAUUGAUUGUGGAGACAUUUCACUGGAACUGGAUAGCAGUGAUUGGGGCAGACAACUCAUAUGGUCGAAGGGCAAUGGCACACUUCACAAAACUUGUCUCCAAAACUGGGAUUUGCAUUGCAGUUGAGGAAUUGAUUUCUGUUAAUCUACACGGCUUCAAACUGCAGAAGAAAAUGGAAUCAGUCGUCUCACACAUUGUCCACUCACAGGUUAAUGUCACAGCAGUGUUUGCUGAUGAUAUUUAUGCUAAGACAUUGCUGACAGUAGUCCUGGAGCAGAAUAUUACAGGGAAGGUAUGGAUUGCCAGUGAGGGCUGGGUUACCUCUGAAACAGUCGCCAGCAUGCCAAAUAUCUCAAGCAUUGGGACCAUCCUGGGUGUAAGCAUUAAAAAUGGCAACAUCCCUGGGUUUGAGUGCUAUGCUUCCACUGCACUGGUUCUCAACCACAUGCCCAGACUGAAAUCUCAAAGAUGUAGCAGUGAUGAGAGAUACCUGGAAAUGAGAAAGUGCAGCAAUUGUCCAAAACUGUCUGUCGAAGCACCUGUGGUUAUUGGUGAAGACUUGCAACGGAUUUCAUUCAAUGUUUACUCAGCGGUGUACACUGCAGCUUAUGCUCUCCAUAGCCUGCUCCACUGUGACUUAAGAUCCUGCAACAAGGGCAACAUUUACCCAUGGCAGCUUCUGAAAGCAGUCAAAGAAGUUAACUUCACCCUCCACAACAGAGCUAUUUUCUUUGAUGAAGAAGGAAACCCACCGACAGGAUACGACAUCAUUAACUGGCAAUGGAAAGGCAGGAAUCCGAUUCCAGAAUUCAGAGUGAUUGGCGAAUAUAGAGCUCAAGAUAAAGAUCUUUUAAUUAAUGCAUCCCUGAUUGACUGGAAGACUCCGCAGAAUAAGAUUCCUGACUCCAACUGCUCAACUUCCUGUGGAUCUGGACAAGUGAAAAUAGUGAAGGGGCAUCUUUCUUGCUGUUAUGAGUGUGCGGACUGCCAAGCAGGAACGUUUCAGAGUGACGACAAACAGUGCCUUCCAUGUCAGAAAAAUGAGUGGUCACCACCAAGGAGUGCGAAGUGUGAAAAGAAAGUGAUCGAGUUCUUCCAGUGGACGGACACACUGGCCAUUCUGCUGGUCACGCUGACGACUGUAAGUCUCCUCAUCAUCAUGGCGGUAAUUGCCAUUUUCAUCCUCAAUCUCAACAGCCCCAUGGUCCGGCUGGCAGGAGGGACAAUCUGCCUGGUGAUGCUGAUAUUCAUGGCCACAACAUGCUGCAGCAUUUAUUUUUUCCUGGGGGAGCCAAACUGGUUGUUAUGUAGAGUUAGGCAGCCCCUUUUCUCAAUUGGCUUUGCUGGCUGUUUAUCAGCCAUGCUGGUGAAGUCAUUUCAAAUCUGA